AAGAAAAUUCAUCUCUAACAUUUUUCUUCGAUAUCUAUUGGAAUAUCUUUUUUUUUCUUCUCUGUGUUUAAUUGUCACCAUUUAGAUUCAAUUUCUUGUUAUUAUGGUUUUCGGAUUAAAUUAGUAUCCAAUUUUUUUUUAAUUGUGUUUUCUUUAUUCUCUUUAAUCUUUUUUCUCCUUCUUCUAAUGUGAUUAAACAUGUCCACGUAUGGACAUUAUUUUAUUUUCUUUCAUCAUCGUCUACCUUGUGGAUUUUAUAGCUUUCGUGUUUAUCUAACCUGUUGGAUUACCUUUUUCACUCUUCUUUUACAACCCUGGUCAGUUUCUUCUGAUGGUGUUGACCAUUCACCUUGUGAUGGAGAUAAACAAUUUGAUUCUAUUACUUGCUCUUUUAAAGAUAUUCUUAUCCUUACUAUGAAGAAUCAAUACUACUUGGGAGACUGUUCCAUGUAUCCGUUUUAUGUUGAUCCAGAUCCUCAUUCAAUCAUCAGCAGAGAAACUUCAAUUAUUGCAACUUUGGUGGACACAGAAAAUGUCAUCUACUUUUUUGAGUCUAAAAAGGUGAUCAUCAUUGAUGGUGGACGUAGUAAAGAACGAAGUAUCGAUCAAGUAUUUGAAAAAUUUGAAGGUCCUAUUGUCCAUGCAGUGACCAUUCCUAAACCCGGAAUUAUUCAGAAUCAAGCAGUUCCAUAUCUAGUUACACUUUACACCAAAAAACGUAUAUUUUAUUAUGGUGAGAAAAAAAGAUUCCAAGGAAUACCUUUCUGGACUGAAAUCGAUCCUUGGAAUGCUGAUCCCAUAUUCGCCACGUUGAACAGAACUCUACCACCGAUCACUCGUAUUCUCGGCGUUGAUCAUGCUAAUAUGGCGAAAACUCUUGUAGUGGACAGUGAAGAAAAAGAAAUUUUCUUUCAAGCAGAUAUUUCCGUUUGUGGUGACAUAAUCUAUCGAUUCAAUCUGAUUGAUUGUCUUGAGGAAAACAAAUCUUUACCGCCAGUACCAAUUAGAGGUCAAUUAGUUAGAUGUACAUCGAAAAAUUUCCCUGGACCAAAUCUUUUGACUUUGAUGUUGUGGGGAAGUUUUUUUCUAAUCGUUCUGGCGAUUUUGGGUCUAAUCAAAUGCGGAUGCGUUUGGAUGGUCAAAAAGUGCCGACGUACUCGACACAAAGUAGUUCGAUUCAAAGAGGACAAUCACAAGGGAAAUUCCAUCAUAUUUAGUUAUGGUAUCGAACAUGCGUCUCGAAUUCAAACCUUUGGUUUCGAUUCUGUUGGUCAAUCUGCCGUUUCUAUUAACGAUGAUUACAAAGACAUUAAUUACUCAAGUGAUGUCGCCGAAGAUGAAAUUGAAAAUGAUUCAAAAUUACCCUUGGAAUCAAUCCAAUCUUCCAAUGUAAUCUGAGACAAUCUUAAUUAUUAUAAAUCAACCCUACAAUUUACCCAAGUGAUUAACAAUAGACUCUGCUCACCAGUGGCUUCAAUCCAAAGUUUUAAAUUAACAAUUAACGAUCUUCACAAACAAACAAUCUAAUUACUUAAUAACUCAGAUGACUUUCAAACUUAAUCGUCUCAUGUUAACCUUAGUUAAUCAUCUUAAUCUUUUACAAUUUCCGACUUAACAACAAUCGUCAUCAACUCACUAACAAAGUGAAACAUAAACACAGAAACUGAGAAGAAGAGAAAACAAAAUAAUCUUUUCAUCUUUCAUUGCCUAUUAACCGGCAAAAGUGAUUCCAGUUAGUUUUGUUACUUUGUUUAAUCAACUAAUAACUGCAACUAAUCAACAGCCAAUUUGAUUGUAACGGAUUCCCAAUUUAGUGCUGGUAAAAUGGUGCCUACAUUUUUCAAGUGCAACUUUGUCAUUUCCAUUUUUCUUUUGGUCUCUCCAACAUCGUCCAGUUCAAUUGUGCCAAAUUCAUGUCAACAACUGACCAGUUCCGUUUCGAGACACUGUACUGCUCAAUCAUUUGCAUCAAAAUCCCUCGAUCGUCAUACCUACACUUGUUGUAUUAUCAUCAAAAGGUAUAAGUGUUUAGUUGAUAAUCACAAUGCUACCUGUCCACCACCUCCAGGUAUUACUGCUCGACUAUUGACAAGUAAUUAUAAUUGUUCACAAUUUACUGAUUUAUCAAAGUGUCACACUUUACUUGACCAAAUUAGUCCAGCGAGUGUUACAUUUGUCACAAUCACAGUCCUUUUUAUUAUCUGCUGUUUAUGUGGUUGUGUUUCCUGUCGUCUAUUUUGUAAAAAUGAUAAUCGUGACUUGAUCUCUUCCUGCCAAUUAUCUGAUUUCAAAAUUCCAUCUAAAAGUGACCUUAAAGAUCAAUCUUGUUUAUCUUCAGUCAAAACUGAGGAUACUUCUUGUCCAAAUGAACUUCUUGUGACCCUUUCCGAUGAACCAAUCGAAAAGGUUAAUCCAACAACCUCUCUACCUGAACCUAUUCAUCCAUCUCUCCUCGAUUCACCUGUUGACACUUCUACUUCAUCUUCAUCUUCAUCUAAUCAAUGAUAACCCUUUGAUUGUAACUUCCGCUCAAUCUGUAUAUUCAUUGAAUAUAAUUAAUUUUGUACUUAUUACAUUCGUUUCACUUUGCAAUUUUAAAAAACAUUCUGUAAUCUUUAUAAAAAAAUUAUCGAUUCUAAAAUUUUCUUACACUUAA
This is a messenger RNA of Panonychus citri (citrus red mite), 2656 nucleotides long. RefSeq lists its product as uncharacterized. The transcript has 5 exons. The record is from RefSeq and is a predicted model, not a curated record. NCBI's taxonomy places the organism in Eukaryota, Metazoa, Arthropoda, Arachnida, Trombidiformes, Tetranychidae. Bases 199 to 1398 code for a protein of 399 amino acids.